AUGCCAAUGCACAAUGGAUGGUUACCCCGCGAAGGGUUCCGAAGCGAUGCCCUGGGUAGCUUGAUCAAGAAAACCGCAUUAAAUCCCGCUUUUACUUUGAUUUUUAUUCUUCUAGCUCGUUACACGAAACGAGGAAAUGAUCUCUCAAUACUGCAUGAAACUGCAUAUUCUCGCGUGCGAAAAUUAUUCUAUUUUGGAGUUCUCAGAUUGAUUUCGAAUUAUUUGGAGAGAGGGGUACAGAAUAAUUGGGUAGAUGAUAAAUAUGAUUGGCAGAAAGAAAUCGUUUUGAUUACAGGUGGUGCUGGCGGAAUCGGUGGACAAGUCGUGAAACUUCUUGCGGAAAAGGAUAUUACGGUCGUGGUGUUGGAUGUGAUUCCUAUGACUUUUGAAACUGCAUCCAAUGUCCAUUACUACAAAUGCGAUAUCACCUCACCAUCUACCAUAUCCAGCGUUGCAACUCGCAUUCGCUCAGAAGUGGGUAAUCCAACCAUCCUCAUCAAUAACGCCGGUGUUGCGCGCGGGAAAAGUAUUCUCGAUUCCAGCGAAAAAGAUGUCCGCUUUACAUUCGACGUCAACACUAUUUCCCACUAUUUCAUGGCCAAAGAAUUCGUCCCAUCCAUGGUCCGAAAAAAUCACGGUAUGAUCGUCACAGUCGCCAGUCUAGCAGCCUACAUGACCGUCCCAAACAUGACCGACUACGCCGCAUCCAAAGCAGCGGCCCUCUCCUUUCACGAAGGAUUAACCGCCGAACUCCUCACUAAAUACCACGCCCCAAAAGUAAGAACGAUACUGAUUAAUCAGGGAUACACCAAAACGGCUCUUUUCCAAGGCUAUAAAAAUGAUUCUACGUUCUUGCUACCGACGUUAGAGGUUGAUACCGUGGCGGAGGAAAUCGUAAAGAAGAUUUUGAAGGGGAAGAGUGGUCAGGGUAUUUAUCCUGGUUUUGGCGUCUCGUUGACUUGGUUGAGGGCCUUGCCGGGUUGGUAUCAGAAUAGAGCUAGGACGCAGGGUCAGCAUAUUAUGACGGAUUGGAAGGGGAGACAGGUGUUGGAUGUGGAGAAGUUUUAUGAGGAGAAGGAGAGGGAGAAGAAGAAUGAGGAGGGAAACAAGUUGGAUGAGGGAAAAAAGUUGGAUGAGGAUAAGGAUAAGGGGAAGGGAGGUGAUGUGGAGAGCGCGUCGACGGUUUUGGUAAAUCCUUGA
Sclerotinia sclerotiorum 1980 UF-70 is the source of this 1200-nucleotide messenger RNA. RefSeq lists its product as hypothetical. The record is from RefSeq and is a predicted model, not a curated record. Gene Ontology annotation, molecular function: oxidoreductase activity, acting on the CH-OH group of donors, NAD or NADP as acceptor. The transcript is spliced from 4 exons. NCBI's taxonomy places the organism in Eukaryota, Fungi, Ascomycota, Leotiomycetes, Helotiales, Sclerotiniaceae. Bases 1 to 1200 code for a protein of 399 amino acids.